Molecule: messenger RNA, 1358 nt
Organism: Eubalaena glacialis (North Atlantic right whale)
Lineage: Eukaryota; Metazoa; Chordata; Mammalia; Artiodactyla; Balaenidae
Gene: ACBD6
Product: acyl-CoA binding domain containing 6
Exons: 8
Coding region: 382-1230 (282 amino acids)
Molecular function (GO): protein binding; fatty-acyl-CoA binding
Source: RefSeq, a predicted model, not a curated record
CCCCGCGCUCACGCCGCCCCGCGCUCACGCCGCCCCGCGCUCACGCCGCCCCGCGCUCACGCCGCCCCGCCUCCCUCUCUCCAGGACUUCCUGCUGUUUCUCGCAGACCCCCGCCGCUCCGAUGGAGGGACCCGGCCUCUCCCGAGCGCGCUGUUAGCCAGGGGUAGCCGGAAGAGACCGGGCAGCGGGGGAGAGCUGCAGAGGGUGGCGGAGCCCGCUACGCACGCCCAGGGAGGGCAGGGGGAGAGAGGGAGGCAGAGUUAAGCGAGGAGCGCGAGUAAGUGAGCUUGGGUCCGAAUUGAGGUCGGGCUCAAGACCGAGACUGGUGGGCCAGGCCCCCAAGCCGGCGUCACACCCCGUCUGAAGAAGACAGGCGGUCACAUGGCUUCGCCAUUCCUGCCUGCGGGAGCCACUACGGGCGACAGCGGCGGAGAGCUGAGCUCGGGGGACGACUCCGUGGAUGUGGAAUCCCUCCAGAGCCCGGAGACCGAGGCGUCCAAGAGCCUGACAGAGCUGUUUGAGAAGGCUGCCGCGCACUUCCGAGGCCUGGUUCAAGGGGCCAGCAGGGAGCAGCUCUUGUACCUGUAUGCCCGGUACAAGCAGGUCAAAGUUGGAAAUUGCAAUACUCCUAAACCAAGCUUCUUUGACUUUGAAGGAAAGCAAAAAUGGGAAGCAUGGAAAGCACUUGGUGAUUCAAGCCCCAGCCGAGCAAUGCAGGAGUACAUUGCCGUAGUUAAAAAAUUAGAUCCAAGUUGGAAUCCUCAGUCACCAGAGAAGAAAGGAAAAGAAGCAAAUACUGGUUUUGGUGGGCCAGUUGUUAGUUCUCUGUAUCACGAAGAAAUCAUCAGGGAAGAAGACAAAAACAUAUUUGAUUACUGCAGGGAAAACAACAUUGACCAUAUAACCAAAGUCUUCAAAUCAAAAAACGUGGAUGUGAAUAUGAAAGAUGAAGAGGGCAGAGCUCUACUCCAUUGGGCUUGUGAUCGAGGACACAAGGAGCUAGUCACAGUCCUGCUACAACAUAGGGCUGAUAUUAACUGUCAGGACAAUGAAGGUCAAACAGCUCUACAUUAUGCUGCUGCCUGUGAGUUUUUGGACAUUGUUGAGCUGCUGCUCCAGUCCGGCGCCGACCCCACACUCCGAGACCAGGACGGCUGCCUGCCGGAGGAGGCGACAGGGUGCAGAGCGGUCACUUUGAUGUUACAGCAGCACACGACUGGCAAGGCUUAAUCAAAAGACUGGAAACCCACAGUCUAUAACAGCACAGGGCUUCAGUGGUGAAAGAAAACUUCAAAAAUAACACUUCUUUUGCCACCCAUCUUUGGUAUACAUUGGCUAAUAAAAUCAGUUGUGAGGAA